AUGCCCAAGACCAAAUGGCGAUUAAACCUGAAAUUGGUAUUGCUCAUCUUUAUUGCUCAGAUCCAAAUCUCGGAAGCAGUGAAAUGUUUCGAUUGUGUUGGUAUGGAUUGUAUGGGGAGCUUUUGUGAAGGGGAUUACUGUAUGAUAUCACAGUACGCGCCAAGAUGGGGGUCAGCUAGAUGGGGAGAGCCGGAAAUUGUUAAGGGAUGCGCCAAAGGGUCCAUGCUAGCCAAGGACGUCAGGGACCACUGUGAAUUUGCCGAGGAUUCAGAUGAACCAUUCACGUGCUUCUGUAACGGAAAAGACCUCUGUAAUUCGAGAAAAACCAUUCGAAAAGUGGAGAGAGAAGAUGUGGAAUUAGUCCAAUGUGUGUGCAAUGGAGCGCAUUGUCGUAACGACAAAACGUGCAUCGGAGAGCUGUGUACUUUUGUGAAAAAUCACAAAACGAAACAAGUCGAACAAGGAUGCACAAAUGCAUCAGUGCCAUUGAUUGAGAGAAGAGCAAUUGGAUCGUGUAUGGCGCCGCCCAUUACUGGAGCAAUGCAUCAUGUGGCAAAGGAAGCUGAAUCUCUACUGGCCGUUGAGUCGUGUAUCUGUGGUACGGACUACUGUAACAGUGAAAAACCAUCGAUUAGUGUUCCGGAAAAAGAAAAAUGUAAUGCAUUGGUUGAAGUGACGACAAUGGGAACCACCACUCGAUCCGAGAAUAUCUCAUGCACUGGAGAAUUCUGUUUUACGGCCUCAAUAAAAUCCAAACUCGGUGUUAUGUCUUCCUACCGUAUCUAUGGAUGUGCUUCGUUCACUGGAGAAGAUGCACUUCCAGAGGAACUCGAUCCAACUGGAUGUGCCAUUUUUACAUCGGAGAGUUUGGAAACGAAAACUUGUUUCAAGACAAGCGAUCGGGCGGCUGUUGGUAGAGCACUUGCAUCGAAGCAAAUUCCAGAGUCGAAGGCUUCGAAACCUUCUAAAGGAAAAUCCUCGAAAUCAAAGCCAAAGCAAGUGGAAGUUGAGUACGAUGACGAAGAAGAAGAGGAAGAAGAGGAAAAAGCGGAAAAACCCAAGGGAAAAUCACCAAAAAAUCGUGAAAAAGCGGCUGAGGAGGCGAAAAAAGAGGAAAAAAUCAAGGAGGAAGAAGAGGAGGAAGAGGAACGAGAAGAAGAAGAGAAGGAAAAAGAAGAGAAAGAGGAAACAUCUACUAAGAAAUCGUUCAUUUUCCAAAAACCAACACAACCACCAAUUCCAGAUGAUUCAAAUACAACUAUGAUCACCGUCUUCGUUCUGAUCAUCAUCUGUAUUCUCGGCUCUGGCAUCGUCUGGAAGUUCGAGCUUCACAAGAAAUUGAGAAGAAGCAAUUACGAUUCGGUUGCCGGAGGAUAA
Caenorhabditis briggsae is the source of this 1377-nucleotide messenger RNA. The transcript has 9 exons. Lineage: Eukaryota; Metazoa; Nematoda; Chromadorea; Rhabditida; Rhabditidae. Bases 1 to 1377 code for a protein of 458 amino acids. The record is from RefSeq and is a predicted model, not a curated record.